CAAACUGACGCCAUCUUGUGUUAGGAGAAUUAAUAAACCUUAUUACGAAUAUAUUACGAAUCCAACCUUCAGUCUCCACUGAUUCUUCACAGUUUCGAAAUGGCGAUGUGACGUGGUUUGUAAAAAAUACUUUUAGUUUCACAUUCUGCCUGUCUGACCAUUUCAGGUAAGAGAAUUGUCACUUUGCAGACUAAAGUAGCUCAUUUGAAUAAAAACAGCAGCGGAUCUUUGUCGUCUUACCAAAUUACAAUGUUUACAACGUUGAAAUAUUCCAUCGAAGCACCAGAAAGUGUCAAAGACAUUGCUAAGGCAUUCAAGAAAAAAAUUAAAGAGAGGAUGAUAUGGCCUACAACAUCUAUUAAAAAGGCGAAAGGAGAGAAGGAGAGUGAUAUUAAUUUAGUUUUCUUUCCAAUUGUUUCUCGCACUGGAACUGACAUUGAUGCUGCUGUCAGUAAAAUGAAUGACAUUAAACCGACCAUUUUAGUCGCGCUUCAUCACAAUUUUGACCCUGAGUGCAUUGUGUCAGAUAGCAGUAAACUUGUGACAAGGGAGAACACACUUACAUUGGACUGUCUGUUCCAUGAGGAUAAAGGAUUAUUGGAGUGCAAUAGGAAUGUUCAAGCUUAUGAUAAAGCUGCAAAAUGGCUGAAACAACAAAAGAAAUCACAGAAGAAAUAAAGAAGUGGUGAACAGAGCUCAAAAGGACCUGAAGCCUCCAGCCCUGCGAGCUCCUGAAAAAUCUUCUGAAGACCAUAAAUAACAGUCAAGGCUCUAUAGGAUUGAAUGAUUUCUCACCAAUUAAUUUAAAACUUUAAAAAAAUCAGAUCGUUUCUCUACUGAAUCGUGCAGAAUUCCAAAUCCCCAUUUGUGAACAAUUCAACCGAUUCGUUCAAAAUAAGCAACUCAAAAUCAUAAUUCACUCACAAAUCAGACACAACUGCAAUGUCUUGUGAACAACUUUUACACUAAGAGAACUAUAUAGGUGAUUCAAUAUUUUAUAAUUUUCUUUUAAGGUUUUAUCAAUUACCAUGACUUUCCAGGGCCUGGAAAUCACAAUUUCAAAUUACUCAUUCAGAAAUGAGUAAUCAAUUACCAAAUGUUAUAUAGAUGCUUAAGAUGUUCAACAUUUAAACUAAAAGUGAACUGAAUGUGUUUGCCACCAGCUCAUUAAAACAUCCACCUUUCCAAAACACUGAAAAAAACCUGUCAUCAUUAGCACAUCCCAAUGUCCAUGUCAAAUAAAAUUAUCAAGAUGUAUGCAAAU
Messenger RNA from Xyrauchen texanus (razorback sucker), 1264 nucleotides. RefSeq lists its product as uncharacterized. The transcript has 7 exons. NCBI's taxonomy places the organism in Eukaryota, Metazoa, Chordata, Actinopteri, Cypriniformes, Catostomidae. The record is from RefSeq and is a predicted model, not a curated record. Bases 250 to 678 code for a protein of 142 amino acids.